CUUGACAAAAACAAACGGAAGAGGAAGAGGCAGAAAAGGAGAGAGAUAGAGACGUGCUAAGCGUGUACGCAUCCAAACCAGUCAAUUUAAAAACAAAAAUCCGUCUUUGUAUUUUGAUUCAGAAGUGUAUAUAGGUUACGUUUUAAUGGAUACAUAAUUCCUUACUUCUCCUCAGGGGCUUAAUCCCGUUGACCCUGUCCUCUCACUGUACCCAUAUUUCAUUGCCUUCAAUAUAAGCCUGCAACGCAUCAUAUCCUUGAACAAAUAAUUGCGCAUGACCUUUAAUCGAGAAGACCAAACCGUUUUUUAUCUUAAGGCAAACCAAUCGUGGAUGGCAGUCAAAGAUAAGAAGACACCAUCCCAUCCUUAAGGAAUAGUUAUGCAACACAGCGAUCUAUUUUCGUUACUUGUCCACAUUGAUUAUCACAUGGUUAUUGCUAAAGGUAUUUGGACGAUUAAGGGAAGAACCUGCGGAGGCAUUUAGGAAUCCGUCUAGGACAGUUUGGAGAGAGAACAUUCAACCAUUGCGAUGAAAGAGGAAAUGGGUAUCGACGAGGCCGUGAAAUCCGGACAGCAACGCUGGUCGACGACGGCCUUGGUCGUCGUCGCUCUCGGCAUCACCGUCACCAUCGUACCUCUCUGUGUCUGUCUCACAUACUUCCUUCAUCCAGGUUAUGGACUGAGCGAAGCCAACGACGGCUCCCCCUUCGAACCCAUGCCGGUUGAACCCGAUGUCCGUAUCAACUGCAUACCGGACAGGGAACAAUCUUCUAACGAGGAGUUAUGUUCCAAUCGAGGUUGCCUGUGGAUGGAGCCCUAUUCAGAAGGACAACCAUGGUGUUUCUUCCCUGAAGAUUAUGGCGCGUACCAUGUUGUGAUUGAGGAUAACAUGAGCUGGGGUACCAGAAUACGUCUUGAAAGACAUGAUGACGUGCCUUCGUUUUUCAGAUCUGUCAUUGAUACGUUAGUCAUUGAUAUAGAGCAUCAAACAAACGAUCGGAUCCAUUUCAAGAUUUAUGACCCCUCAAACAGUCGAUUUGAAGUUCCCGUUGAGAUGCCAACACGUUCAGCAGAAAAGGCCGAAAAUCCUAACUAUGACAUCACGUAUACCAACAAUCCGUUCACACUGAAGAUUAUCCGGAAGUCCACCGGAGAAGUCCUUUGGGAUACUUCGAUUGGUGCACUCAUUUUUGAGGAUCAGUUUUUGACCAUCUCCACCCGAUUGCCGUCGAAAAACAUUUAUGGAUUGGGAGAAAGUGAACACCAUAGCUUCAGACACGAUAUGAACUGGAUAACAUGGGGUUUAUUCUCCAGAGACCAGCCCCCUUCGUACAAAGGGAAUCUGUACGGAGUCCAUCCAUUCUACAUGUGUGUUGAGAACGACGCUAACGCACAUGGUGUACUGCUCUUAAACUCAAAUGCACAAGACUACACGUUGCAGCCAACCCCAGCCCUAACAUACCACACUAUUGGAGGAGUUCUAGACUUCUACAUGUUCCUUGGUCCGAACCCAGAGUCUGUCGUUAGUCAAUAUACUGAGGCCAUCGGAAGACCAAUGCUGCCGCCAUAUUGGUCCCUGGGCUAUCAGCUUUGUCGAUACGGUUAUGGAAAUCUUUCAAACGUCCAGGAAGUGGUCGAAUCCAUGCGUCGGUAUCAAAUUCCACAUGAUGUCCAAUAUGGAGACAUUGAUUACAUGCAUCGUCAGCUUGACUUUACCAUCCAUCCAACCAAUUACGUUGGUCUGGGAGAUUGGGUUGAUUCUUUGAAGCCAGAAGGAACGAGAUACAUUAUCAUCCUUGACCCAGCCAUUUCAGCAAACGAAACAGCAGAAUACUACCCAACCUACCAACGGGGAGUAGACAAUGAGGUUUUCAUCGAAGACGAAAACGGAGCGAUACAGUUCGGAAAGGUAUGGCCCGACUAUCCGGAUGUUACUGACAUUGACACAUCUUUACCCUGGGAAGAGCAAGUCGAGAAAUACCGUGCCUAUGCAGCCUUUCCUGAUUUUAGGAAGCAAUCGGCCCAAGAGUGGUGGGCAAAUGAGGUUAGCAUGUUCCACGAUAAGGUUGCAUUUGAUGGCAUCUGGAUAGAUAUGAAUGAACCUGCAAGUUUUGUGCAUGGCUCGGUAGACGGUUGCCCAGAUAAUAAAUACGACAAUCCUCCAUUCAUGCCUGAAAUCUGGGGACCAACCAUAUACGAUAAAACAAUUUGUAUGAACUCCGUGCAGCAGGUGACAUACGACAUGAAAGACAUCCACUACAACAUGCACAGCCUUUACGGAUGGAGUCAAACAGAACCAACGCUACAGGCAGCGGAAAAUGCUACAGGAGAGAGAAGUCUUGUCAUCUCACGAUCAACCUUCCCUAGCAGCGGCAAACAUACCGGUCAUUGGCUCGGAGACAAUGCUUCGAUAUGGCCUCAUCUAUAUUACUCUAUUAUCGGUAUGCUAGAGUUCAACCUGUUUGGUAUUCCAUACAUCGGUGCCGAUAUAUGUGGUUUCUUUGAUGACACAACAGAGGAUCUCUGUCGCAGGUGGCAUCAAGUCGGAGCCUUCUAUCCGUAUGCUAGGAAUCAUAAUGGUUUAGGGUACAUGCCUCAACACCCGGCACAUUUUGGUGAGGAGUUUGCGUUGGAGGUGCGCGAUGUACUUUUAAUCAGAUAUCGUCUCCUCCCAUACCUCUACACACUGUUUUACCAUGCCCAUACCAAGGGAUCGACAGUCGUCAGACCUAUGUUGCACGAGUUCACUUCUGAUUCAAACACAUGGGACAUUGACAGGCAGUUCUUAUGGGGACCUGCUCUUCUGAUUUCACCUGUAUUGGAACCAGAAACAACAAGCGUAAAGGCAUACUUUCCAGUUGCUCGAUGGUAUGAUUACUAUACUGGUAUGGAACUGUCCCACGACAUGCUCGCCGUUGGUGGCGGUGUAACGCUAGAUGCUCCUUUGGAUUACAUCAACCUUCAUGUUAGAGGCGGCUGCAUUAUUCCGACCCAGACUCCUGACAACUCUACCAUGUUCAGUCGAAGGAACGAGUUUGGUCUCAUCAUCGCCUUGGAUGACGAGAUGGAAGCAAGCGGUGAUCUCUUCUGGGAUGACGGUGAUUCCAUCGGUACCAUUAUGAACGAACAAUACUACAUGUUCCACUACACGUUCUCAAAUGAUAUGCUGACGGCAGAUAUAGCACAUUCAUACGGAAACUUGAUGGAAAAUCUUUUUAUGGAUCAUAUGAUGAUAUAUGGCUUGAUGGAGGAACCCACUCGUAUCGUAGUAACGGAUUAUGAUACCGUCACGGAGAUCAGUACCUUCACGUUCGAUCAGGAAACUAUGGCUCUGAAUGUAAACGGAAUCAAUCACGCCAUGGAUACUGGAUUCACCCUUAAAAUCAUGUAGUGACCCGAACAAGUGCAACCCCUUUCGACAUGUUCUAUGUACUUUAAAGACUAUAAGGAGGGUAUACGCUUAUUUCAAUGGUAACCUACGUUAUAAUAAUUUAUCUGGCCUUCGACAUAAGACAUAUAAGGGGGUCAGUAACUUUGUGUAUAUUAUAUACGUAUUUCGGUUAACAACUGGAUCUUCGCUACAUAACUGGAAUGAACGCGGUCUCACACAAAGUGUUUGAUUGUAGUAAGAUAAAGAUGAGAUUUCUACUUAAAAUUCACAAAAUCAUCAGCGUGGAGCAAGUAUCACAGUGUAACCUCUACAGUUUGAGCGUGCUCAUUGUGUUCACAGACUGGACUAUAUGAACUGUGAACAUAUAUGAAGGGCUAGCAACGAUAAGAGUGAUCUCAGAGAACAACGAAAAACAAAAAAUGAUCCACUUUAACAAUUUCAAUUAUCAUUCUCACACCAGAAAAAAUAUAUGUACCACCUGCACUAUUGGAAAAUUAUACUUUCUUUCUGAUGACAGUGUAAACACAUUGUGGCUUGCUUAUUUUUAUCCGUUUUUUAGUGCUUCAUCAAUAUUAUAUAUUAUCUGAGGUUAUCGUUAUAAUUCAUGCGCAUUAUUGAAACUUAUCAUCAUAGGCAGGAAUAUAUCAUUUAUCUUCGUUGAAAUAAAAGUGUGGGUAUUUUAGUCUGGUGUUAUAAAGACGGGCCAUGUUCGGUUCGCGAAUACCAAGUGUUCAUGUUUUUUUUUUACGCAAGUCAUUUUCGGUUAGUCCCUAUAAUAAAUGUGCGUUAAUGCCUUCGAGGUAAUCGCUUAUUUUAUGCCUUGUGUUUUGUAAUUUCUGUGAGAUGAUGUAUACUAUACGCAUGACAGAUCUCUGUCUCUCUGGAGCUGUUUAUAUUUGUUUUGAUUUUCAAUAAAAUGAUUACAAAUAUAAAACCUGAGCUUCUACAACG
Lytechinus pictus (painted urchin) is the source of this 4342-nucleotide messenger RNA. Its product is annotated as maltase-glucoamylase-like. Gene Ontology annotation, molecular function: alpha-1,4-glucosidase activity; carbohydrate binding. NCBI's taxonomy places the organism in Eukaryota, Metazoa, Echinodermata, Echinoidea, Temnopleuroida, Toxopneustidae. Gene Ontology annotation, biological process: carbohydrate metabolic process. The record is from RefSeq and is a predicted model, not a curated record. The transcript has 23 exons. Bases 530 to 3391 code for a protein of 953 amino acids.